Ciona intestinalis (vase tunicate) is the source of this 815-nucleotide messenger RNA. RefSeq lists its product as uncharacterized. The record is from RefSeq and is a predicted model, not a curated record. NCBI's taxonomy places the organism in Eukaryota, Metazoa, Chordata, Ascidiacea, Phlebobranchia, Cionidae.
AAAGUCCAUGUAUAACAAUCGAUACAAAAGCAGUGGAAUAGGGACAGGUGUUUCUGUAAAUAUACUGCGUGUAAAUAUUGCCAAAUGCAUGCGGUAAGCCCCGUAAGCAAAUAUUGCGAUUUAAACUGACUGUAAUAGGGAAAUGUGUGGCUACAUUGUAAAAAUACAACAUUUAAGUCAAUUGUAAGCGAAACUCGAUUCUCUAAACUUUCAUAUAAAAACGAUCGAAAUGGGGUUGCACAUCAUUCAGCAUUUCUCAAGCAGAAAUUAUCAGCAAAGAAAGAUUAAAGUGACGAAAACAGCUUAUAUUUUUACAACAAUAUGAAGUUCUUUCAGAUUAUUGCCCUAUUCCUGCUCAUCAGCGUAUUGGCAGAUGCGUCAAAGCAAGCUAAGUUGUUCAAGAAAGCUAAACGUGGUUUAGAUCGAAGAACUGUUGAAUUUUUGAAGAGAAAUAAAUGCACAGUGCGGGGAGGGGAGUCAAGAGAAGAUAUAGGGGUUGCACGAUGGAGUCAAAUAAUUUUUUCCUGUCAUAAUUUGGAACAGGACUUGCCAUCGGUCAUCUGCGAUAAAAAGUGCGUGAACCCUGUUACAUGUCGUAAAAUUCGUGGGGCAAGAAAUGUGCCAGUUCCAAUCGUGUCUACAGUUCAGACAAGGGACGGCAGCUGGGAAGAAGUUACACUGCACGCUGCGUGUACUUGUGUGGCCCGUGGCCGUGUGACGUCAAGGUGUAAUUCAAGAAACAAGUGAACUUAUAUACAACAGAACAAGAGGCCCAUGCUUUACUUUGUUUAAUAACAAGUGUUUUUAAAUAGAAA